UCCCCUUCCCCUUCCCCACCCCGCCCCGCCGGGAAAACGCGAGCCGUCGCCGCGCUCCCCAAACCGCCGCCUGCCCUCGGCCAACCGCCCCCAACGGCCGCCCGCGCGUGGCUCGCCGGGCCCCCUCGCUCCUCCCCUCAGGCCCCCGGAGCGCUCCCCUCCCUCCGCCUCGCACUCUCGCACCUCGCAGGCUUGCCGCCGUUGGGGGCUGCCAUGCCCCUGCCGCAGGCUGUCCACGGGCCUAGGCGCGGCGGCCCGAGAUAGGGUCCCCUCCGCCUCCCGGGGGAGGAGAGAGGCAGCGGGCCGCGCGCUCCGCCCCCUCCCCCCGGGCCGCCGCCACCUCGCCGCCUCAGCCUGGCGGGGAGGAGGAGGAGGAGCAGCAGGCCUCCGGCCUCCGGCACCGCCGCCCGCAGGACAUUUCUGAUUCAUUUGCAUCCUUGAAGAGCGUCUAUAGAAGAGGAAGGGAAAGAUGGGUGUGAAAACAUUUACUCAUAGCUCCUCUUCCCACAGCCAGGAAAUGCUUGGAAAGCUAAAUAUGCUUCGAAAUGAUGGACAUUUUUGUGAUAUCACUAUUCGUGUCCAGGACAAAAUCUUCCGGGCACAUAAGGUGGUACUAGCAGCUUGCAGUGAUUUCUUUCGCACCAAACUUGUAGGCCAAGCAGAAGAUGAGAACAAGAAUGUGUUGGAUUUGCAUCAUGUUACAGUGACUGGCUUUAUACCCCUUUUAGAGUAUGCGUACACAGCCACUCUGUCAAUUAACACAGAAAAUAUCAUUGAUGUUCUAGCUGCAGCCAGCUAUAUGCAAAUGUUCAGUGUUGCUAGCACCUGCUCAGAGUUCAUGAAAUCAAGCAUUUUAUGGAAUACACCCAACAGCCAACCAGAAAAGGGUCUGGAUGCUGGACAAGAAAAUAACUCCAACUGCAAUUUUACGUCUCGAGAUGGAAGCAUUUCUCCAGUGUCUUCAGAGUGCAGUGUGGUAGAAAGAACCAUCCCUGUCUGCCGAGAAUCACGGAGAAAGCGCAAAAGCUACAUUGUUAUGUCUCCUGAAAGUCCUGUAAAGUGUAGCACACAAACAAGUUCUCCCCAGGUGUUGAAUUCUUCAACUUCCUAUUCAGAAAAUAGAAAUCAACCAGUUGACUCUUCUCUGGCUUUUCCCUGGACUUUUCCUUUUGGAAUUGAUCGAAGGAAUCAGCCUGAUAAGGUUAAGCAAGCAGAAAAUACCCGGACUUUAGAAUUACCUGGCCCAUCUGAGACAGGGAGAAGAAUGACUGAUUAUGUGACUUGCGAGAGCACAAAAACUACCUUGCCUCUGGGUGCUGAGGAAGAUGUCCGGGUCAAAGUGGAAAGGUUAAGUGACGAGGAGGUCCAUGAGGAAGUAUCCCAGCCUGUCAGUGCGUCUCAGAGUUCACUGAGUGAUCAGCAGACAGUGCCAGGAAGUGAGCAAGUGCAAGAGGACCUUCUGAUUAGUCCCCAGUCUUCCUCCAUAGGCUCAGUAGAUGAAGGCAUCACGGAAGGGUUGCCUACGCUUCAGGGCACUUCUAGCACCAACGCUCACGUAGAUGAUGAUGACCGAUUGGAAAAUGUUCAGUAUCCCUACCAACUCUACAUUGCUCCUUCCACCAGCAGCACAGAACGGCCAAGUCCCAAUGGUCCAGAUAGACCUUUUCAGUGUCCAACGUGUGGGGUGCGAUUCACCCGUAUUCAGAACCUGAAGCAGCACAUGCUGAUCCACUCAGGAAUUAAACCAUUUCAGUGUGACCGCUGUGGGAAAAAGUUCACCAGGGCUUACUCGCUAAAGAUGCAUCGCCUAAAGCAUGAAGGUAAACGCUGUUUCCGGUGCCAGAUAUGUAGUGCCACUUUCACUUCCUUCGGGGAAUAUAAACACCACAUGAGGGUUUCCCGGCACAUUAUCCGCAAGCCUCGGAUUUACGAGUGCAAAACAUGUGGCGCCAUGUUCACCAACUCUGGAAAUUUAAUCGUGCACCUGAGGAGUCUGAACCAUGAAGCGUCAGAGCUAGCAAACUACUUCCAGAGCAGUGAUUUCCUAGUACCGGACUACUUAAACCAGGAGCAAGAAGAGACCCUUGUUCAAUAUGAUCUUGGAGAACACAGUUUUGAAAGCAACUCCUCUGUUCAAAUGCCUGUAAUUUCACAGGUCUCCUCGACCCAGAAUUGUGAAAGCACUUUUCCCUUGGGGUCUCUUGGGCUGACAGAAAAGGAGGAAGAAAUGCCAGAGCAGCCAAAGACCAGUGCUUGUACCGAGGCAACCAGAGAUGACCCCCCAAAAUCAGAGCUGUCUUCUAUAACUAUUGAGUAAUUUCAUAGUUUGGCUUCAUUUUUAAUUUUUGGAAAGUGCCUGUGCUUGGUCUUGUACAUUUGAAUUUAAUUUCUUAAGCAAAAAAAGGGUUUGGAAAAAUUUCCCUUUUUAGUUUGUAAGUCCUGCAACUGAUGUUUUAUUUUUCGUGACUGAGAGAUUGCUUCUGUAAGUGCACAAUAACAUGGUGUUGAAAUACAGUAGAAACCCUGAAACUUAAGGAGAGGAAGCAGGUGACAUCACACUUACAUCAGCUUCCUCUUCCGACAUCAGGAGUAGGCUAACAACGUAUCAUUAGGUUGAGAAGAAAUCAAAUGAUUACUGACCUUCCUGAAAUGAAAGGGUACACCAGAAACAUACUACUAAACAGAUUUGGCAAAUAGCCUGAAUAGAUGUUACUCCUAUACACAGGACAUUGUACAAUCUUUUGUAAAACCUGUUGUUUCUGGAAAUAUUUAUGGUGAGCUUUCUUAAAAAUUAUUAGAUGUGUACUUCUGAUAUUCCACGUAUUCUUUUUUUUUUCCUUUAAGCUUUGUCAUUAUAAUUUUUUAUGCUGAAAAUUUGGUAUUGGGGUAGGUAUUCCCUGUACCUUUAUAAUAGUACUCUCCAAAUUAUCUUUCUUCUAUGAAAGAUGGCAGAGAGCCACGGUUGAGAAGAGUCAAGCUCUGCAUGAAGAGACCAGGAAUGGGGAAUAUAGUGUGUGAAUCUCCGCUUCAUAGGAACUCUUUCAUACUGCUUUUCUGGUUAAAAUCAUUGUUUACCUGGUCUUUGAAUGUUAAUGCCUGGCUAAUGAGGUCAUUGCCUAAAUCAGUUUUUGUCUUACCCUGUCAACAGUACUUUCUUUUGCCUAUACUUGGCGUGAUCCCAUAAAAAGGAAAUAUACUGGAGAUGUUCUAUAUUUUAUAUAUAGGUUUGUGUAUUAUUGAGGAUGUUUUCAUUCUGCUGUUUGGACAAAAUAAAGAAUUCUCUGUUAAGGCUAUGUUCUUAACCCAACUAAGAUUGUUUACAAAAUACCAUGUGACAGUGAUAUAUUGUCCUUAUUCCAAAAUAUUUUUAGACAUUGCCAAAUGUCAUAUUGAAAGCAGUUAGUAUAGUUUUUACAGAAUGUAAGCAAUAAUGUAGAAGAGAAGAGGCUAUAAAAUGAUGAUCUGUGACUCAGAUCUAUUUGGGGGAAAAAGUUGUUAAGACUAAAGAAAAACUAAAAACCUUAAGGUAAUGAAUAUUACCUCUUGCUGCUAAAAGAAAAUGAAACUUCCUGGUUUAUAGUUGAAAUACAUAUGAUACUCUAGACUGGAGUAUAUAUUUUACCUGGUGCCGUUAAAGCAUCGCUUACCUUGAUUCUAAAUUUCAUGAGUCCAUGAGCAAUGAUCUUUUGAGUAACUUUUUUUUCUAUGUAUAUACCCAGAGUUUAAUCAUUAUGAAAACACCUGAUUAGAUUAGAAAAAGAAAAUAGUUUCUUAUUCAGAACACAAGAUCUCAGUUUUGUCUGGGUGCUAGACCUCAAUAAAAAUUUUUUAAGUUAGAGUGAUUUGUUUCAUUUUUUGAUUGGCUCAUUCUGUAACUUAUCUCUUACAAAUGUACAGAAAGGGAAAGUGAACUCCUUGAAGUUUUUUUAGACUAAUGUUCUUUUUGUUUUCAUAUUCUGCUGUUUUUAACUUGUUUCCAACUCCUUUUCUCACUCAAGAACCUGUUGUUUCCUUUUUGCUCCCUAAAUAGCUACAUUACCUUAAGGAAAAUGAACACGUACAGAUUCUGAUCGCCUUCCAUCAUUUAUGCUUCUUUAUCAGUAGGUUGAAUUACUUUUCUUCAGCAAGACUAUAUGAUACUAAUAGCUGUACUGCUGUGUCUCAACUGGAAAGGUCAGGAAUUUUUAUUUUUAAUAUUAUAUAGAUUCUCUGGAAACUUAUGCCUACCAAUAGAUAAAUCUCAAAGUUAAUUUUAAAAUCUUAUAUGAACAAGACAAGAGUAAGUGAAAUUAUCACCAGGAGUCAUUGUUGCCCUCAGUUCUUAGAGUUAUUUUUUUUAGAAUAAGGAAAGAAGAAAGGAAAGAAAACAGACUUGAUGAGAAGAUACGUCAGAACUUGGAGACUGGUUGAUGGAAAGUAAUUUAGCAUACCCCCUGUCCUGAGAAUUUUGGACUGAGAGUCCUGCACAGGUUUGCCCGUUCUGAGGUGUUCUGUGUUCUCAGAAUGUAGCAUUACCAUCACUGGCUAUUUUUUCCCAAGUGGAAACUUUAGACUUUCAUUGGUAAUUACAAAUUAUACAGAUUUCCAAGUUUUAUGCGACAUUUGAACCUACUGUGAAAAUGCUUAUUGCUGGUUGUCUGUUCCCCACAUCUUAUCAAUACAGGUAACUAACUAAUAUUUAACGUGAUAUAAACAAAGGCCUUUUUUCUCUAUUUCAGUGAGGCGCUACAUUUUUCUUGAUAUAUAGUUUAAGGUUACUUAGCUUAUGGGCGUGUUUUAAGAAACUAAGCUGUAAGAAAAUAAUUGUAUAUAGUGUUACUUAGAUUUAUUUAAAAUUCAUCUAAGAGAAGGAUGCCUGGAUGUAUACUUUUUACCAUAAUAUAUGGAGAAAAAAAUACAAAGAGAUGAAAACCUGUUAUAUUAUCUCAUCAUCAGAAAUUACCAGUAUAACUGAACAUUUAAAAAAUUCCAAUUUAGAAUACCAUAGCUAUCUUGCUUAAAUUAGGCCCCAGGGGGUAACUUUGUGAUAUUUAAAGGGCUUAAAUUUUAGGAUGCAAGAUAAAUUGCCUUAAGCAAGGAUUUUAUAUAAUAAAAACAUUUAUUUUCAUUUUAAAGCUACCAAAUAGGUAUGCUGUACAUACUUCACAGAUGAGCAGAGAUGUGUGCUCUGAUACUGGGUGUUUCAGCACCUGCAGGCAUCCUUUCCACUUUAUAAGGCUGUGUUCUAAUAAUGAAAGCACUUGGCAUGUUAGUGAUUAUACUAAUUCACAAACAAAAAUUUAAUGCUCGUUGUUUUUUUUUUUUUUAAGUUUUCAAGAAAGGGAUGCAGAUGGAGGUUAUUACCCACAAAUAUAUUUAAAUAAGUGUUUCUUACUUUGAAAGUAAUUCUUAAGUAAUUAGCUAUCUAUCUAGUUACAUUACCAGUUUUUAAAGUUCUCAAUUUCAGUGAGAUAAAGUGUAUUAAAAUGUUUAAAUAGCCUCAUUUGUUCUUACAUUCUGGCUUACAGAACUUUACAUUCUGGUUCCUUGUUAUGACACAUGCCCUUAGGUUUUAAAAACAACAAACAAAAAAACCCUUCCGUUUUGUUAAAUUAUGUUACCAGGUGGAAAGAACUGUCCAGCACAUCUAAUGUAUUUCUGUUGGUAACUCUGUUACCUUCUGACUACUGAGCCAGUCUCUCUUGAUGUAUAAAUGGUUCCCUGGGAGCCUUUGAAAGCCGUAUUAACUCUUUCAGUUUUUAUGUUACCUCUUACUAAUUUUUAUUCUCAUACUUAAUCUAAAUAGAGGCCAUUUAUCUAGUUCAGUGGCUUUUAUUUUGAAGAUUCUCAGAUCACGGUUUGCUUUCUUUCAGCUUUGUAGCCCCUGAGAAAUACAUAACCUUAUAAUGUAAUGGCAGUGUAUGCUAGAAUAACCACAUGGAGAGAAUUACUACUUGAUGAAUGAACAAUCCUAAAAUUACAACUGAAAGGACUUUGAGAUUUAAGGAAUUGAUGAAGAGAACUAGCAACUUUUGUGUGGCGUUUACUCUGUUUUCACUCAUCUACAAAAGGUGAAGUCAUAGCUUUGGAGAUAAACAUCCUAGUGAGGGAGAGUAGUUUUCUAGUUAUUAGUAUUAAUUGGGAGGGAAAAAACGAGAAAAAUUCACAUCAGGAAGUGAGCCAAAGUUGCUGAAGGAUAGUAAAUGUUGUUUUCAGUGUAAGUUAUUGACAGAAGAUGAUUUAAUUUAUAUUUAGAUUUUGAGAGUUAAUAAGAAAAGCAUAUAUACAAACUUGAUUUUCUGAAUCAGAACAGAAUGGUGGAUGGUUGCUCAAUUAGAGUAACCAUGUCUAUGAGGAAUAUUAAAGCUAAGCAUACUCCUACAGGCAUUAGGCGCAGAUCAUCCAAAUUUAAGUUAUUCUUUAUUUUGCCUAUACCCAUUUUUAUCUUUCAGUGUCAUUUUUGCCUGACAAAAUGUUGGUGACAUAGGGUAUUUUUAUUUGGAAAGUCCUCAGCAAGACUAAUUGCCAAAGCAAUAAUGGUUCACAUUAACAAUGAAGUGGAAUUAAUAUCCAGGUUCAACUAAGGAGCAGACAUCGUAUGGCUAUUUCAUUUUUAGAUUAUAAACAUGUUGAGAUUUAUUAAUGGGGGAUUAAGCCUAUGUCAGAUUAUGGGAUGACUCUUCAUGACAUUAUAGUUGUACUUUUCUUUAACUUCGUACUCAACUAAUACACUUAGAUAUUUAUAUUGUAUCAUAGUGAUUAUAUUUUUAUGAUAAAAAGCAAAAGUUCCAUAUCUUUACAAAUAGUCUCUGCAGAGAUGUCAGGCAGUGGUGGUGGUGGCAUCUCAAUUUGACAGUAUCUGAAAAACGAGACUGCCUUAAAGUGUACGUGCUACAGAGCUCACUCUGCAUAUGGUCCAGUCCAGUUCCAACUAACAUCAAGGUUUUUAUGUACAUAAUAGUUUACAAAGAAUUUAAAGGUGUGGACUAUUGGUUGAAAACAAAAACUUUAAAAAAAAAUUUUUUUAACUUAAAAUUCUUAAAUUUCAGUUUGAAGUGCCUGGUUUAUAAAAAUCAGAUUCUUUGAUUAUUGCCUUUCUCUUUUAAACUGACUUUUUGCUGAUUAAACUAAAGCCCUAGGCUCAAUUGUGAUGAUUUAUGGAUAAAAUUGCUGCUUGAUGGUGUGAGGGCCUAAGUGUCAAGAUUUUAUUAAAUUGUCCUUGUUUUUCCAAAUAUCAGUCUAACCAUAUCCAAAUUUCAUCAUUCAGGUAAGCAGGUUAAAAAAUCAUCCUAUGAAUGAAUGUUCAGAUUACCAAAGUACAUGGUCUGCUGAGGAAAGGUCAGUCUUCCCUAAAUUAAUUGUAUUAGUGGAGGUUGUGUUCACUUAAGGAUGGGAGCCUUUUGUGCCAUUCCUAAAAACACCUGUUUUUUCUAGAAAGACUUUUUUUUGUAUUUUUUGUAAGAGCUUUCUCUUAUUUCAACCAUCAGUUUAAUUUUCAAGUUGACAAAUGCUAUGUAAAGUCUCUCAUACUGAGAGUGGUCCUUUGAGUUAUUGAAAGUCACACUGCUGUUGAUCUUUCAGGUACCUGAAGUGAAUGCCAUCAGCUGAAUCAGGAGUAAGAUUAGUCAUUUUCUUCCUUAUACAAAGUAAUGGCUUCUCAUGCUUAUACUUCAAGAUAUUUUUUAAAAAGACCACAGCCCCUACUAGAGUACAAUUUGAUCUCAGUUCACGUCCCAGUAAUAGGUUUGAUGUUUCUCUUGUUGCUGGUGCCUCCUGUUGCAUCAGAUAGAGAUUGCCUGCCUCUUUGUAGGGCACCCUUGUGGCACCUUAUGUCCAGUUGGAAGAUGGCAGAUGGCUUCAUUUUGUGCCUCUGCUAUCUUCUCAAAAGCCAUUUUAUAAAAAUCCUAGGUAGCCUAUUUUAAUAUUUAAAUAUAUAUAUAUUUGUGAGAGAUACUUUUAGAACAGACUUUUUUUUACUUUAAAAUUCCUGUAUUCCCAUUUUUAAGAGUAAAUUUAAACUUUCCAGGAUUUGAACUUUUUCCGCAGCAGCAUAAUGAAAAAGUCAAUUUGAGAUAAUAGAAUGUAAUUCAAUGAUAAAAGAGAUUGAUGUCUGGUCAUAGGAAACAGAAGGGAAGGGAAAAACGUUGUUUUGAUGUAACAAACAUUUUUAAUAAAAAUGUUUUUGUUUUCUGUAAUUUUGUAUUUGCUGCUACAGUAGCUCAAUGUUUUCAGAGCUAACAUAUAGAUCUGGCUCCAUUCAGAAACUGGAGUACUUUCUAGUGCAACCAACCUAGGAGGAAGGUGUGUACCACAGUCUUCCAGAAAGGUGACUGGCGGCCCUGUUUAGCUGAUGCAUGCUUUAAAAUGCGCCUGUAGCCCAACAUCAAGGAAGUGUGGGAGAAACGUUUAUCUUGCUAGUUAGUAGCAUUAUGAUUCUUUUUGGGCCCUGGCAUUUUGUGAAACCCUUGAGGGAGGGAAGGUGAUGCUGGAGAAGAAAUGUGAAUUACAUUAUGUAGAAGGAUGUUUUCAUGCUUCUGUCCUCUCCUAGAACCAGAACAGCUUUUGUAUCUGUGCCAGGCUCUAGUUCACCAGCUAUGUAUCCAGUCAUCAUCUCAUUCAUAUUUGGCUUCACUUGGUGACAGCGCCCAUAGCUAAGUUAUUUGGCAUGUUUGACUUUGAACAGUAACAAAAAUGGUUUUGGAUUUUAUUUCCUAAAAAUGUAUACAAUGUCGAAACUUUACAUUUUAUAUACUAGUAUCUGGCUAUUAGUAUUUUACAGGAACCAUGGUUCUUGGUGACUACAUAUAUAUAUAUAUUUUUGUGACUUUUUUGUAUACUAAGUGCCGUUUUCAAUGUUACAAUCAUUUUUAGAGUUAUUGUAAUCAAUGUGAAUAUCAUGUUUUUUCAAAUCUGUUCUGAGCCUAUAGUGUUUGCUUUGUGAAUAUAUAUGUGUAUUGUAUAUAUUCUGUAUAGUUACAUUGUACUGAAAUAUUAGCUUGUUUGAUAUAAGGAAAGUAUGUAUUGAGUACUUUUUGCUAGUUUGGUUGUUUAAUCUUUUUUAAAAAGGUUUAAUCUUUUUAAAAAGCAAAAACUUUAAACCGGCCUUUAUUACAUGGUCACAAAUAAAGUUGCAGUUAGAAGGGAUGGGCAGGGGAAAAAAUAGUUUUGAGUGUCUUUGAAUAGAAACAAGACUAAGUUUUUAAGUUUUGUUUGGUUCCCUUCCUCCCUUCAUUAAAAUAUCUUAUUAAUGCUUUA
Molecule: messenger RNA, 9234 nt
Organism: Capra hircus (goat)
Lineage: Eukaryota; Metazoa; Chordata; Mammalia; Artiodactyla; Bovidae
Gene: ZBTB44
Product: zinc finger and BTB domain containing 44
Exons: 6
Coding region: 470-2317 (615 amino acids)
Molecular function (GO): protein binding
Source: RefSeq, a predicted model, not a curated record